AUGAGGAUCGAAGUUAAGCAAUGGUGCAAAAAUCUCGAAUUGAAAGCAAGAGAAAAUACAGAAGAAGUGUCAAACUCUGGCAAGAAGCAAAGUGGAACAGCCCGAACAGGUAAUCUUUCUGAAAUGUCUAGUCGGAGUGGAAGGUCAACAGCUAUAUCAAGAAAGGCGGAGAAGUUGGCUUUAGCAAAGCUGAAAGUUACGCAGUUGAAGAAACAACAUCAGCUUGAAAGGAAAAUGACUGAAUUGAAGUUUGAAAAGGAAAUGAUGGAAGCACAAAUGGAAGAAGAGCGUGCAGCGGUAAGUCUUAUUUAUGAACCAGAUAAUGAGGAAGAACAGAAUUUAGAUCACUAUGAAGAAGACAGAUUACUACUUAGGGACGGUGCUAUGAAUAGGUCUGGCUUAAAAUCAGUAAAUCCUAUACAAACUAGUAAAGCCAAUAGAGAAACAAUUAACUUUCCGAGGGAACUUUAUGUAUCUAGAGGGUCAAAGAUUGAAGAAUCCACACCUAGUCAGAAACAAGAGGGUGUUUCGAGAUAUUAUGUGGAUCAACCUACUCUGAGGCAAUACGGACAAGAAUUGCCAGAGUUAAGUCAAAACACUGCAUUCACAGAAAUAUGCCGCCAGUGAAAGUGUUAGCAGAAGAAGUUUGGAGUCAGGAAGCACAAGCAACAAUAGAAACAGAUAUUGGACCGUUGCAAACAUUGAGAGAUUUAGUGGGGAAUCCAGAAGUGUCUAACCAGCCGAUUGGGCAAGGGAUAUCACAGUUUAACGAAUAGUGUCAACCACGAACGACCUCCUGGCCCCAGAUAUCUCAACCACCGCAGCGAACGACAACGACCUCUUGGCCCCAGACAUAUCAACCACCGCAGCGAACGACAACGACCUCCUGGCCCCAGAUAUCUCAACCACCGCAGCGAACGACAACGACCUCUUGGCCCCAGACAUCUCAACCACCGCAGCGAACGACAACGACCUCUUGGCCCCAACCAUCUCAACCGCCGCAGCGAUAUAUUCAUCGUGA
Molecule: messenger RNA, 1021 nt
Organism: Paramuricea clavata
Lineage: Eukaryota; Metazoa; Cnidaria; Anthozoa; Malacalcyonacea; Plexauridae
Source: the annotation of a GenBank genome assembly